CCGCCUCCGCGCUGUCCAGGUGGCCCCCGCGCGCGAUCCCCUGUCGCCCUGGGGUUCGGCCACCCGCGCGCCUCAGACCUGGUCCCCCGAGCACUGCGUUCCCCUAUGGCCCGCGACCCCUGGCGGAGGGACGAAGGGAAGGUCUCCGACCGCAGACGAUCCAUGGAGGGGGCCGGGGGUCCCCUGCGCCUCCGAGAAUGGCUGGUGGCGCAGAUCGAGAGCGGGCGCUAUGCGGGGCUGCGCUGGGAGGACGCAGGCAAGACCCUCUUCCGCAUCCCCUGGAAGCACGCAGCCAAGCAGGGUUACCAGGUGCGGCAGGACGCUGCGCUCUUCAGGGCCUGGGCCAUAUACAAGGGCAAGCACCUAGAGGGCAUUGACAAGGAGGAUCCCUCUACUUGGAAGACACGGCUUCGCUGUGCCCUCAACAAGAGUGCUGACUUCUGUGAAGUACGUGAGCGCAGCCAGCUGGACAUCUCCAACCCCUACAAGGUCUACCGGCUCCUGUCUGAUGGUGCCCACGACCCAGUUACCAGGGCUUGUGCCCCCGGUAAAGAGGAGGGCAUUCUUCAGAGCCAGCAGAAGCCCCCUGGAAGAGUGACAGAGCCAGCCUGCAGGACAGAAGAGCAGGAUGUAUCCGGAUUAGUCACAGAGGAUAAAGACAAGGAGCAGCCCUCCAGGCUAGCCCAGCAGGACUCCCUGCUCCCAAGCCCUUUGGCUGACCACAGCUACCAGGCACAGAAUCCCGCUCACCCCUGGGGCCCUUUGCGCUCUGAGAAUUUCAGCAACCCUGAUUGCUGGCUGCACGUGCGACUCUUCUACCGCGCGGAGCUGGUGCGCGAAGCCACAGCGCUGGCGGCCGAGGGCUGCCGCCUGAGCCCGCGCGCGGCCGCCGCGGCCGCCGAGCGACUGCUGGGGCCGCCGCCCAGGGUGGCGCAGGUUCGUUUCCCGGAGCCGCCGGCUGGCGCCCACGUGCUGCGGCGCCUGCUGCCGCACCUGGAGCACGGCGUGCUGCUGUGGGUGGCACCCGAGGGCGUCUUCGCCAAGCGCCUGUGCCAGGGCCGCGUGUACUGGCGCGGCCCGCUUGCCCCGCACCGCGCGCGGCCCAACAAGCUGGAGCGCGAGCGCACCUGUCAGCUGCUCGACACGCGCCGCUUCCUCGCGGAACUGCGAGCCCAUCUGCAGGAUGGUUGCCCAGAGCCCGAGUACCAGAUCCGGCUGUGCUUUGGCGAGGAGUACCCGGGGCCCCCGGACCAGCCCGAGGAGCGGCUCAUUAUGGCUCAUGUGGAGCCAGUCUUCGCCAGGGAGCUCCUCCUGCACUCGAAGAUCCACGGCCAGAUGCCCAGGUGGCAGGUUCCCAGCAUAGCAUCCCCGGCAGCAUCACUCACCUGCUGACACAGCUGAGUCAGCCCUAAGCGGCAUCUUCCUCUUACCAUACCCACUAAAGCAACUCCCCACAGGGUAUAGAUCCCACCCUAGUCCUGCCCCAACUGAGCCAGGGGAUUUAAGAUAGGUUGGGACAGUGGAAGCCAGUCAUGGCCUUCAACCACUCAGCCACCAAGCUGGAGCCUGGGAACCAGGUGCAGAGAUAGACAGCUGGACCUGAGGCAUCAGGCUUGAAAAUCAAACUCAACCUUGAGGCUCCAGAAAUAACAAUUAGGACAGAAACAAGGCUUCAUCUUUUUGUUAAGAGUUGGACAUGCUUACACUGGUUUACCUAAAGCAGACUCUAAUUGCAGUUGAUCCGUUAUAAAAUUUGCUUAAAGCUGAGUUUACUGGGAGUUCCCUGGUGCUCCAGUGGUUAGGACUCUGCACUUCCACUGCUGGGGGCCCAGGUUGGAGGGAUCCCUUGUCAGGGAACUAAGAUCCUGCAAGCCCCACAGCCUGGCCAAAAACAAAAAAAGGAGGGGGGUGGCUGAGUUUACUAAUAAUUAGACACUCGGCAUGGUUUAGACUGAAGCCCAACCAGUAACAGAACUGUCCCACUUCUGAGGGGUUUGAGUUUCCAGACCCUCCUUCCACCUGCCACAAUCUCUCUUCUUUGGAGGCGGUGAGAAGUAGUGGGGGUCUGGGCUCCCAAAACAGAGGAUUUGACCUGAACCUGGGGCUUUGAAUGCUAACCACUGAACCACCACCUGUAGAUACUGUCUUUGGAGAAACUGAGGCAGGCCUAGGAUAAGAACCUAAGUGGGAGCCAGGAGUCCAUCCCAUCCCCAAGCCCCACCAAUUUUUUGCAAAAUGUGAGUUAUAGGGAGUCCAUGAGAAUUGGAGGGAACCCCCUCCACCAUGAAGGCAGUGACCCUGCCUUGUCAGUAAAGACCAGAUAUCAGACCUAUUACCUCUUCUGAUUUCUGACUAUUUAUAGGAGUUCUCUUUCAGAUGGCAAUGUAAUAAAUCUUUCAGUGAUACACAAAUAAGCCACUUUUACAGAGGAGAAACUGUAUGACUCCACAAAGGAUAGAAGUCAGUCAAAUCACUAUUUUUAAAAUUGAUUUAAUAAAUGUUUAUUGAGCACCUACUCUGUUUCAGGCAAAUGCUGGACACUGGGGAUAGAGCAAACCAUGGUCCCUAUUCUCUUACGGGUCACAAACCUGUUUUCCAGUGGUGUCCUGGUAACUGUCCUCUAACCCCUGCCCCUGACAGAAGGAGUGGUAUUAAGGAGUUCCAUCCUUCUGAGUUGAAAUCACAGCUUUGGUCUCUUACUAGCUGUGCCACCUCAGGCAAGUCACUUAACUUCUCUGAGCCUCAGGCUCCUCAUCUACUCAGAAGAACCUCUCAGGGCCUCUGGAGCAGAGCUGGUCUGAGAAGUAACUGUCGAGAGGGGAGGGGAGCUGGCCUGGCAUGCCAGUGACUCACAGGAAGUGCCGGCUGAUUUGGUUGCUUGGAGCUGGGAGAGCAUAGUGGCGGUUGCUUUACCUUCAGAAGCCUUGACUGUCCUGGGCUUUGCUGUACCCCCCAAGCCUAAGGCUGCAGCUAUCGGAGAAACUCAGCUCAAGGUGACAGCCCUCAUCAUGCCCAAACCCUUACUCAGUGCCAGGCUCUAAAAGGGCACUGGAUUCCAUGUAAGCUUUACCACAGCCUGGACAACUGCAGAGUCAGCAGCUCCAUUUUAGAGAUGGGAAACUGAGGCUCAGCCAGAGAAUUGGUUGAGAGCCUCUUGGAAGGGGGAUGUCUCUGGCCUGAGGUCUGUCCUCCCCAUACUAGUCACUAGAGGGCGCCAGCGCCCAGCAAGCCGGGUUUGGGCUGGCUCUCAUAAGCACCCUAGGUGCCCCACCUCUUGCAGACCCCAGUGCUAGGAGGGCAGGGAACAGUGUGACCCCGAGUGCUCUGCGCUGCGGGGAGGAGAAAGAGAAUCACGGGCCUGGGAGGAGGAGGAGAGGAGAAAGAGGAAACCAGAGGUGGGGAUUCAAGAGGCCCCUGAGGCUCUUCUCACAAAGCUCCCUGAGCUUGAGCUCAGAUUCUACCUCUCCUCUCUCAUGAGAGUGUGUGUGUGUGUGUGUGUGUGUGUGUGUGUGUGUGUGUGUGUCUCCCUGUCUUUGUGGAUUUCUUUCUUUCUGUCGUUCAGUGAUUCUUUUUCUGUACUCUGUGCACGUGCGCAAGUGCAUGGGGCUGGCUCUGUGUCUCCCCUUUUUCUGCCUAAUUGCUGUCUCUUGUCUCUGCCUGUCUCCUCUGUGUGUUCCUGUCGCCCUCUCAUUAUGUCCCCACCUCUCUUUGUCUCUGUCCUGUCUUUCUUCAUUCUCUCUCUGUAUCUCUGCCUUGAUCUCUUUUUGUUUCUGUCGCUGUCUCGCCCAGUUUCACAUCCCGUCCGUCCUCAGCCACCGCCACCAGCCAGCACACGUGGGCUGAGGGUCUCAGGCCCUUCCCUCCCGUGUCUCCUCACCCUGGGCAGCUGCUCACAGCUUCCCAAUCCUGGCCUCUCCUGCCCGCCCCUCUUGGGCCUGGGGGAAGGGGGGCGAGGGAGGAAGGGAGGGCAGCCUGGCGGGCCCACCCCUUUUUGCCUUUCCAGGCUGGGAGGCUGGGCCAGUGGGUCUUUUAACCAGCCUGGGCAGGCUGUGCCGGACACCAGCCCUGGACAUCGUGC
Molecule: messenger RNA, 4078 nt
Organism: Dama dama (fallow deer)
Lineage: Eukaryota; Metazoa; Chordata; Mammalia; Artiodactyla; Cervidae
Product: interferon regulatory factor 4-like
Exons: 8
Coding region: 106-1392 (428 amino acids)
Biological process (GO): immune system process; regulation of transcription by RNA polymerase II
Cellular component (GO): nucleus
Molecular function (GO): RNA polymerase II cis-regulatory region sequence-specific DNA binding; DNA-binding transcription factor activity, RNA polymerase II-specific; protein binding
Source: RefSeq, a predicted model, not a curated record